GCCAUAUAAUAUUGCAUUCAACCCACACCUGUUCACAUAACUCACUCAUCCCUCACUCCCCAUUCCCACCAAUCACAAAAAGAAAUAGAACUAAUGCAAUGACAUCCCCACCGACAAAACCCCCUGCAACACCAACCUACAUCCUCCGCGGCCACGCCGCCCAGAUCCACAGCCUGCACCUCUACCACCACAACCGGCGGCUCCUGUCCGGCGACGCCGACGGCUGGAUCGCCGUCUGGGAUCUGGUCUCCAAGCGCGCCGUGGCCGUGUGGAAGGCGCACGACGGGGCGGUGCUGGGUGUUCAUGCCCGCUUUCAGGGAAGUGGUGGGAGUGGUGGGAGGACUCAGGUUUAUACGCAUGGUCGUGACCAUAAGCUGCGGGUGUGGCGGUUUAGCGGUGUUGAGGAAGGGCAUUUGCGGCGGGGGUUGCCGGUAGAUUUUGGGGGUGCUGCUGGUGGCGGGAGGCAGCAGCCGUGGUUGUCGCAUUCGUUGCCCGUGAACGCGUUGAAUUUCUGUGCGUUUGCGUGGGUGGAUCUCUCGCCGCUGUCGCCGUCGUCCACUUCCACUUCCAUUUCUACUUCCACUUCCACCUCUACUCCCACCUCCCCAGUACUAAUCGCCGUCCCUAACGCCCUCAACUCCGGCGCCAUCGACCUGUUCCACCUGCCCACCGAGCGCCGCGUCUGCACUAUCCCCGCGGAUGACGAGGUGAAGACGGGAAUGGUGAUGGCUCUUACCCUCUUUCUUCGCCCCGCGGAGCGUGAACUCUACGUCGCGGCUGCGUAUGAAGACGGCAGCGUCAUGGUGUUCCGGUCUCCAAUCUCUUUCCAGGGUCUGGCUCCGCAGCAGCAGCAACAACAAAACAGUGCCCCGGGCACCUGGAAAUGGGAGAAGCUGUACGCCAGCCGCGCGCACGACCAGCCAGUUCUAUCGAUUGAUGCUGCCCCGUCGGGCGAGUGGGUUUUCUCGUCGGCGGCGGAUGCGAAGGUCGUUAUGCAUCCCUUCGUCCGGAGGGCUGGGGCUGGGAGGGAGACGCAGCCCGCCAAGGUGGUGAGUACGCGGCAUGCCGGGCAGCAGGGAUUGAGGGUCCGGUCCGAUGGGCGGAUCUUGGCGACGGCCGGGUGGGAUUCCAGGGUCCGGGUCUAUUCGUGUAAGACGCUGAAGGAGGUGGCGGUUCUGAAGUGGCAUAAGGAGGGGUGUUAUGCUGUUGCUUUUGCGGGGGUUGGGAGUGGGACUCAGGGGAAUGGGGCUGAGGUUGUGGGGGAAGGUGAAGGGGAAGGUGAAGGUGAGCGUACGCUUACGGGCCUUGAUGGCAAAGGAGGAGGCCUCUCGGCUGUCCAUCAGCGACUACGCAAUCAGAAAGUCCAGAAUACCCACUGGCUGGCUGCUGGCUCCAAGGAUGGAAAGAUCUCGUUGUGGGAUAUCUAUUGA
Messenger RNA from Aspergillus uvarum CBS 121591, 1430 nucleotides. Its product is annotated as WD40 repeat domain-containing protein. NCBI's taxonomy places the organism in Eukaryota, Fungi, Ascomycota, Eurotiomycetes, Eurotiales, Aspergillaceae. Gene Ontology annotation, molecular function: protein binding. The record is from RefSeq and is a predicted model, not a curated record. The transcript is spliced from 4 exons. The coding region runs from base 99 to 1430 and encodes 443 amino acids.